Molecule: messenger RNA, 4077 nt
Organism: Acanthaster planci (crown-of-thorns starfish)
Lineage: Eukaryota; Metazoa; Echinodermata; Asteroidea; Valvatida; Acanthasteridae
Product: cleavage and polyadenylation specificity factor subunit 2-like
Biological process (GO): mRNA 3'-end processing by stem-loop binding and cleavage
Cellular component (GO): mRNA cleavage and polyadenylation specificity factor complex
Molecular function (GO): RNA binding
Source: RefSeq, a predicted model, not a curated record
AAGGCAAAUUGCAGCAGCCGUCAGUUGCUGGUCUUCGUUGGCGCGUGUGUCCUGUUGCCGGUCGGUCAAUGCCAAAAAGACUGGUUCCCAUACCGUGGAUGGACGCCCGUGUGUUGCUCGUUGUUUGUCGCCAUUUGUCAGUUCAUGGAGGUAGAAUUAGAAGCAAUUAUUGUGAAAUAAGAACGCUUUCUCCUCGGUCACCUGUGCUUUUGUUUAAUCAUUCAACUUUCAAAAUGAGUGUAAGUACAGCUGAUUGUCCGGUUCCGUAAACGGAAAUCGUCUGAGGCUCCUGGCGGCACAAAAACUUACGUUUGUGGAAGCCUGAAACAAGUGAAAGGCACCGAUGUCUGAUUUGUAGCUGCUCAUCACCGAAGGAAUGAUUUCAAGUCAAGGCUAAGAGCAGCCACUUCAUAAAUAUGACAUCUAUCAUAAAACUGACCCCAUUUUCAGGAGUGGGGGAUGAGUCUCCACCCUGUUACAUGCUCCAGGUGGACGAGUUCCGUUUCCUGCUGGAUUGUGGCUGGGAUGAAAGUUUCAACUUGGACUACAUUGAGAACUUGAAAAAGCAUGUUCAUCAGAUUGAUGCAAUGUUGCUGACUUAUCCUGACCACCUCCAUCUCGGUGCCUUGCCAUACAUUGUCGGCAAAUGCGGUUUGACAUGCCCCAUCUAUGCCACCAUUCCAGUCUACAAGAUGGGACAGAUGUUCAUGUACGACUUGUACCAGUCAAGGCAUAAUUCAGAAGAGUUUGAUUUGUUCACACUGGAUGAUGUGGACUCAGCAUUUGACAAGAUCAUUCAGUUGAAGUAUUCCCAAAGCACAAACCUUAAAGGUAAAGGUCACGGUCUGACUAUAACUCCACUUCCUGCUGGUCACAUGAUCGGAGGCACGCUGUGGAGGAUAGUCAAAGACGGCGAGGAGGAGAUCAUCUACGCCAUCGACUACAACCACAAGAAGGAACGCCAUCUGAAUGGUUGCGUCUUAGAGUCGCUGAGUCGUCCAUCGCUCCUCAUCACCGAUGCCUUCAAUGCCACCUAUGUUCAGGCCAGGAGAAGGCUGAGGGAUGAACAGCUGAUGACCAUUAUUUUGAACACAAUGAGAAGAGAUGGCAACGUACUCAUUGCAGUGGACACAGCUGGCAGAGUUGUUGAACUUUCACUCCUGUUGGAUCAGUUGUGGCGGAACACAGAAUCUGGGUUGAGCCCAUACUCGCUGGCAAUAAUCAACAACGUCAGCUAUAAUGUAGUAGAAUUCGCAAAGUCACAGGUGGAGUGGAUGAGCGACAAGGUGAUGCGAUCCUUUGAGGACAAACGCAACAAUCCCUUCCAGUUCAAGCAUCUGAAGCUGUGUCACUCACUGAAAGAACUGGCCAAGGUUCCAGAACCAAAGGUUGUACUGGCCAGUGUGCCAGAUCUGCAGUGCGGCUACUCCCGGAGUCUCUUCGUGGACUGGUGUGAUAACCCUAAGAAUAGCAUUGUUUUGACCUGCCGCAGCAGUCACGGCACACUGGCACGAUCAUUCAUCGACAACAUCCAACAGAAAGAAAUUAAACUCAAGCUGAGUAAGCGAGUGAAGCUGGACCCAGAGGAGUUAGAGCAGUACAGACAGAAAGAAAAGGAAAGAAAAGCAGCGGAGAAGAUGAGAAAGGGUACAGACAUGGACUCCAGUGACGAGAGCGAAGAGGAGAUGGAGAUUGGUGAAGUAGGAGGCCACAAAGGCAGUAAAAAAUUCAUCCAGCAUGAUUUGAUGCUCAAAGCAGAGAGUGGCAAGAAAGGGACUAGCUUCUUCAAGCACGCCAAGAAGUCCUUCCCCAUGUUCCCGUUCCACGAGGAGAGAAUAAGAUGGGACGAGUACGGUGAACUGAUUAAACCCGAAGACUACAUGGUCACGGAAAUGGCCCAGGCAGAGGAGGAGAAGACCAAAGCUGAAGAGGAUGGCUUUGAUGGUGAAGACGUGGGCGAAGCUGGUGCCGACAUUCCAACCAAGUGUGUCUCUCGCGAGGUCACUCUAGAGGUCAAAUGCUCAGUCAACUUCAUCGAUUUUGAGGGGCGCUCUGACGGCGAGUCUAUCAAGAAGCUGAUCUCCCAGGUCAAACCAAGACAGCUGAUUAUAGUACAUGGGUCAGAGGAGGCCACGCAACACUUGGCUGAGUACUGCCGGCUACAGUUGGCGGGAACUAAAGUAUUUACACCCAGUAUCAACGAGACAAUGGAUGCCACUAUGGAAAGCCACAUCUAUCAAGUGAGAUUGAAGGACUCUUUGGUAAGCUCCCUGGAGUUUUCCAAAGCCAAAGAUGCGGAGCUGGCAUGGAUUGACGGCCAGCUGGACCUCCCAACACCACAUCUUGGAGUGGUCAAGGAACAGACCGGAACCACCGAGGAAGAAGGGUCAGAGGUCAAGAUUAAAGCACCAGGGUUGGGCAUCGGUAAGGACACCUCUGCGGAUACUGAUGAGAUUAUACCAAUGUUAGGAGCCAUUCCGCUUCAGGAGGUCCCAGGCCAUUACCAAGUCUUUGUGAAUGCCCCCAAGUUCCAAGAUCUCAAGCAGGUCAUGUCGCGCAACGGCAUCCAAGCUGAGUUCAGCGGGGGUGUCCUGGUCUGCAAUUCGUUGGUAGCAAUCAAACGGAACGAUUCUGGCAGGAUCACUCUGGAGGGCUGCCUAAGUCCGGAUUACUUCAAAGUGCGAGAGCUUCUCUACGAGCAAUAUGCCAUCAUCUAAGAUGAGGACCUAAGGAAGAAAACGAGUCAGUCUAAAUACUAACCAGCCUUGCAUUUUGCAACUUGUGGACAAAUUCCAAAAGCCCCUAGUAGGACUGUCUAUGUGUCUUCUUUGGUCAGCAAGUCCUGUGCCAUUUUCCAAACUGCAGCUUCAUCUGUAGCAGUGGCUACCCCGACUUCAGAGUCAUUUCAAAUGUUUUUUCGUGAAAAAGAGCAAAGUAAACACCACCUCAAAAAUUGGCUGUAAGUGGCAGGAUCUGACGUUACUGAAUUGAGCUGAAGUUUCCCAAGCCUUGGAGCCAAAAUGGGAGACGAAGAAGAGGUUUCACUCAUUGGAGUGAACUUUUACCGCUGCGUGCAAACAUCAAACAGUGUUGUGUCCUGGCAAUGCAACUGCUUCAGUCGUUGGUCAUGCAUUUUGAUGCAGCCUGGUGAUAGUGCGGUAUUUUCAUGUGCAGCUAUGACCUGGAUUCCAUCCAUAUUCACAGCCUCACGACAUUUGGUGCCACUAAUGUCGAAUAUGCUACAUGCAUUCGGACAGUGAGACUUCAGAUCUCUAGCCAUGUACCAGUUGAGUAUAUGUAUCUUUAUUGCUGUAGUUUGUUUUAAUGUUAACACACCACCGUGUUAAACAUGAAGUCUUAUAAAUAGUCUGGUUUUUUUUCUUUGGCUGAUUCUGGGAUAUAAAGGCAACCUGGUUUUCCAUCACUGGUGAUCCAGUAUGUGACUUGUGGGGAUUUUAAAAAUAUUGUUGAUUUAUGUAUGUUAUCACUGCCUGACAGACUGAUAUAUCGGGUGAAACUUAGGGUAGGCAUUAGCAGAUCCAUGCCUUGGGGGACGGAGGCAAAUUAAAAUCUUUGCAUUUUUGUCAACAUCAUGAGAGACCAGCAAUUUGAGGAGACUUUUUACUUCCUUCCAAAAGCAUGUAAAAUGCCCCAAAAUGUAGCCUUCCCCUCAGAGAGACCAUAGAAAAAUUACAUGAAGAAAUUCCCAUAUUUCCCUUCUCAUCCCAGCUGUGCGUUCCCGAAAUAAAACACGUCGAUGUCAGACGAAAACAGCAGUUCACACUUGCCUUUUUGAAAUACCAAACUGGCUCAUUUUCAUGUAGAAGGGACAUCAAAGAUCUUCCGGUUUUUUUGUUUUUUUUUGUUAAUGCUAAAUUUGUAAUUCCUCGAGUUAAUUCGAAAAUUGUGUUUCUUUAAACUUGUUUAAAUUACUUCAAAAGUUUUUUCCACAAUUCCUGCACAAAGAGAGUCUUACAAAAACUGACAUAAGUGCUUGUUUUUCACAUCUGGGAUAACAAUGGCAUUUAUAGUUGGUCUGUUUGGUAUUAAACACCUGUUCAGUAGGGUUUAACUUUA